AUGGUAACUCCAGUUUUCACCGGACGAAAAAGGAUCCACAAGUCGAGCUCAAAAUACCAAAAACUGUUCAAGGUCAUCCAUGGAGAGGAACUGAAGUACGUUUGCUGCCAGUGUGACUGUGAGAGUCAUGAUCGGUCUGAGCUGAUAACGCAUAUCCGCAGAUACCACAUCCAGCAGCUGUCUUGUCCAACGUGCGGUGAAGUCUUUACCGACAUAAAACAGCUACAGGAACACAAAACCCAACCGCAUGAAGCGAAGUAUUCGUGUGAACCAUGCGAUUUGAAAUUCACAAAAAAAAUACUGCUGACAAAACACAACAAACAUCACCAUGGUCUCGAAAAAUGUUAUUUUUGUCCCAAAAUAUUGUCGAAAGUGGAAGUAAAGAAUCAUGUGGAGGACGUCCACAAAGACAUUCCGACAUGCGGAGUGUGUGGUUUGAAAGGACUAACGGAAGGCGCGAUAAUAAGCCACCAACGGAAAGUUCACUUGAAAGAGAAAAACAAGACGUGCUCUAUUUGUAAAUUCCAAUGCUACGGUUCCACGCAAAUGAAGAGACACAUGAUAAGACAUAAAGUUGACAAGGUGUACACGUGCAGGUUUUGUAAGAAGACGUUCCCGCGGCCGACGACGUGUCGGAUACACGAGAUGAUACACACAGGGGAGAAAAAUAAAGUGUGUGAAGUGUGCGGCGCCAAGUUUGUUCAGAAAGCUAGCCUCAACUACCAUAUGUUGAAACAUCAUCCUGAUCAUCACAAUUAG
This is a messenger RNA of Cydia amplana, 759 nucleotides long. RefSeq names its product oocyte zinc finger protein XlCOF6-like. Lineage: Eukaryota; Metazoa; Arthropoda; Insecta; Lepidoptera; Tortricidae. Gene Ontology annotation, molecular function: RNA polymerase II transcription regulatory region sequence-specific DNA binding; DNA-binding transcription factor activity, RNA polymerase II-specific. The record is from RefSeq and is a predicted model, not a curated record. The transcript has 2 exons. Gene Ontology annotation, biological process: regulation of transcription by RNA polymerase II. Gene Ontology annotation, cellular component: nucleus. Bases 1 to 759 code for a protein of 252 amino acids.